CGCUGAGUUCACAUUGCCGUAAAAGGGUCUCUAGCUAACUUAGCGACACCAACAAGAGCUGUCAACUUUCAAAAUCAAGUGUCAAGCCGUCCAUGUCUGAACAGAAGUCCACAGAGUCCCCAGGUUCUGGCUGUGGUGUUCCAGCCCAGAGAACCUCACAGUGGGGUCCAGAGAUGGUCUCACUGAAGCUGGAAGACUGCAGUCAACCACUGGAACUCAAUGUAAUUGUUAAAGAGGAAUGGGAGGAGAGAGGAAUCGAGGAGGAGAGAGAAGUAAAAGAGGUGGAUCAGAGAGCAGUUAAAGAGGAAAUGGAGAAGAGAGAAGUCAAAGAGGAAGUAGAGAUGGCAGUCAAAGAAGAAGAGGAGGAGAACAGUGAAGUGUCUGCUCCAGAUCUAAGGGAAGAGGAGGAGAACAAUGAAGUGUCUGCUCCAGAUCUAAGGGAAGAGGAGAACAAUGAAGUGUCUGCUCCAGAUCUAAGGGAAGAGGAGGAGAACAGUGAAGUGUCUGCUCCAGAUCUAAGGGAAGAGGAGGCAGCAGUAGAUAGUAUCAGUGACCCAGGAGAGAGCUACAACCCAGGUUCAGACAGUGAGCCCAGUUCCACAGCAUCAGGAAACCAUAAACAACACAGACAGAGGAACUCAAGACAGAAACAUCAUCACUGCAUGGACUGCUUCACUAGCUUCUAUGAUCCAGAGGAGUUGAGAAGACACACUUGUAGGCCCCGACCCUGUUCUGAUUGCAGUGGCAGUUUAAUUUGUCCGAUUCACCUCAAAUCACACCAACAGACUCUCAAAAGAAAGAAGAUGAACCCGUGUGGUCAAUGUGGGAAGAGAUUUCAGACACCAAGCAGCUUGAAGAUGCACCAGAUUACUCACACAGGAAAGAGGUCGUACCACUGCUCCCAGUGUAGUAAGAGGUUCUGUCGUGUAGACGCAUUAAAGUCUCACCAGAGAAUACACACAAGGGAGAAGCCUUUCCACUGCUCCCAGUGUGGGAAGACAUUUGGUUCGUCAUUCAAUUUGAAGCGACACCAGAAAAUACACACAGGGGCGAAGCCUUUUCACUGCUCCCAUUGUGGGAAGAGCUUCGGUGAUGAAGAAAGUCAAAAUAAACACCAAAGAAUACACACAAGAGAUAAGACUUUCCACUGCUCUGAGUGUGGAAAGAUCUUCAGUAAGGGAGGAAAUCUAAAGGAACAUCAGAAAAUACAUACAGGGGAAAAGCCAUACAGCUGUGAUCAGUGUGGGAAGAGAUUCAGUCAAACAGGAGUCCUAAAGAGACACCAGCUAACUCACACAGGAGAAAAACCUUUCAACUGCUCCCAGUGUGGGAAGGAUUUCAGUCAGUCAUCACUUUUGAAGGGGCACCAGCUAACGCACACAGGAAAGAAGCCUCACCGCUGCUCUCACUGUGGAAAGAGCUUCAGUUGGGUAAGAGACCUAAAGAAACAUCAGAGAGUACACAGAGAGAAGCCUUUCCACUGCUCCCAAUGUGGGAAGAGCUUCAAUGAGAAAGGAAAUCUAAAGCAACACCAGAGAAAACACUCAGGAGAGAAACCGUACAGCUGUGAUCAGUGUGGAAUUAGCUUUAAAUGGAAACAAAGCCUGAAGGAACAUCAGAAGGCAAAGCACAGUGCAGUGCCAGACCAUGGCCUUAUAAUUGUGUUGCCAAGCUGGGCAUCUACAUAUAUAAUUAAUAUUGACACUAACCAGAUUACCAUCGAACCUUUUUAGGCGAGUAAACAUUUUUUUUUUACUUCUUGGAUAUAGGGGGCACUCUUUUAAUUUAUGGAUAAAAAAACGUGCCCGUUUUAAGCGCAA
Oncorhynchus kisutch (coho salmon) is the source of this 1820-nucleotide messenger RNA. RefSeq names its product zinc finger protein 436-like. Gene Ontology annotation, molecular function: DNA-binding transcription factor activity, RNA polymerase II-specific. Gene Ontology annotation, cellular component: nucleus. Bases 93 to 1733 code for a protein of 546 amino acids. The record is from RefSeq and is a predicted model, not a curated record. NCBI's taxonomy places the organism in Eukaryota, Metazoa, Chordata, Actinopteri, Salmoniformes, Salmonidae. Gene Ontology annotation, biological process: regulation of transcription by RNA polymerase II. The transcript has 3 exons.